AUGAAUUCUGGAAUCUCUUAAUAAUCUAAUUCUAUUCUAACCUCUAACUAAGAUGAUAACUCUUACUAAACUUAAUUUCGUCAUCAAUCUACCGAAGAGGGAAUUUUUUAAUCUAAAUAAAUCAGACAAAGAAGAAAAACAAUCUAAUAUGGCUAGAAAGAUAGAGGUAGCGCUAUUUAUAAAUACCUCAAAGAGAAAUAGAUGGCUUUUCUUAAUUACAAACCUAGAGCAUAAAUUUCUUAAUUCUCUGCAGAAGAAGACCGAAUUCUAAUUUUGCUUGUUAAAAAAUUAGGACCCAAGUUUAACAAAAUAACAAAGUACUUCUCUGGAAAAACUGUCAAUAUGAUUAAGAACAGAUACUACAAGUCUUUACGAUAUAUUGAAUCUUAAGAAAUUCCAAAAGAGUUAGAAGAGGAACUUCUUUAAAAUAAAAAUGAAUCAAGAAUUAUAGGUAGAAAAAUUCUAAAUUUAUGGCCUCAACAUAAAUAAAUGAGCUCUGUGAUAGAGAAUAGCCCUCUCUUUCCAGAAGCCAAGGAAAUUCUACACACAUUUUUGAGUUCAUUUUAAUAACUUAUUGGAAAUAUGCAAAAAUGA
This is a messenger RNA of Paramecium tetraurelia, 594 nucleotides long. RefSeq lists its product as uncharacterized. Gene Ontology annotation, molecular function: DNA-binding transcription factor activity, RNA polymerase II-specific; RNA polymerase II cis-regulatory region sequence-specific DNA binding. Gene Ontology annotation, cellular component: nucleus. Gene Ontology annotation, biological process: regulation of DNA-templated transcription. NCBI's taxonomy places the organism in Eukaryota, Ciliophora, Oligohymenophorea, Peniculida, Parameciidae. The transcript has a single exon. The record is from RefSeq and is a predicted model, not a curated record.